This is a messenger RNA of Actinia tenebrosa (Australian red waratah sea anemone), 2196 nucleotides long. RefSeq names its product protein dispatched homolog 3-like. Lineage: Eukaryota; Metazoa; Cnidaria; Anthozoa; Actiniaria; Actiniidae. The record is from RefSeq and is a predicted model, not a curated record.
AUGGCUAUCUUAUUAACUGGUCUUCUAAACUUUUCUGGUUACGACAUCUUGCCCGUUGACUUCAUGCAACUUCCAAUGCAGCUUGAAAGCGAAGAUGUCAAACUUCAAGGAGACGCGUGGAAGUUUGCUGCAAGUGACUCCAGAAUGACAUGGAUUUUCAAAAACCCAAAUGACAAGCAAGGAAUAAGGACCACAAGGCAUGAAGACCUGGAAGUAUUCUAUGAGAAUAAAAAUAGCAACAACAUUUUUACCAAGGAAGCUCUAGAAACUAUUCAGGUUUUCGAAAGAAAGCUCUAUAAUAAUUCAAUAUAUCAAAAGGAAUUGUGUUUAAUGGAUGAAAAUAAGCGGUGCUCGCUUCCCAUUUCGGUGAUACGGUUUUUUGACGGUACCUAUCGACAUAUCAAUCCGAUUUUCUUUGACCCGCACUUUCAGCARAUUCCGCAAGUUCUUAAAGCAGCCAACGUGUUGAUGACAUCCUCGAUGAGCUACCAUCUUGGGAAGGACUUCAAGAACAGCUCCAGUGAAUUCACUUCUCCGAUCACUAGGUCAAUCUUUUUUACAGCAUACCCCGGGGGAUACGAAAAGGCCCAGACACUUGCUGAGGAUGCAUUUGGUCUCAUCUUGGAUGAUGCAUACACAAAUGGAGUUGGUCCUCUCAAGAUUCACUAUCUCUUGCAGACGCUGAUGUUGAGUUCAGUCCAAAAGCAAGUUAUCUGGGACUUACUUCUCGUCUGUGGAAGUGUCGUUUUCAUAUUCCUCUUCAUGAUCUUACAAACGCAGUCGCUCUGGAUAACUGGUUGGGGCGUGUUCAGUAUUUUUUCUUCAUUCUUCGGAGCUAAYAUCGUUUACCGUAUCCUYUUAGACUUUYGCUAUGUCGGGAUCUUUCACGUUCUCUCGGUGUUCAUCAUCUUGGGUAUCGGAGCUGAUGACGUUUUUGUCUUUUAUGACACUUGGAGAGCAUCCAAGGAAAAAGGAUUCCCAAACCUUCUUCAGCGCUUCUCGUACACAUACAAGCACGCCGCUGGUGCUAUGUUCAUCACAUCCUUCACCACAUUCGUCGCAUUUUUGACCAACGUUUUUUCUCCGUUACUCGCUGUGUCGAGCUUUGGUGUCUUCUCGGCACUCAUAGUCAUGGUGAACUAUGUUUCUGUCAUUCUAUUCUUUCCAACUGUUAUCAUCACUUAUGAACUCUACUGGAAAGACUGGAAGUGGCCAUGCUUCGCAUGUAGGACCAACAGAGUGAGCAACAGUGAUGAAAAUAAGGAAACCGAGCUUGUCCAACAGCAAGAUAAGGAGAAACGAAGAGAUGCUACACUUGUUAUCGCUAACUUUAUAGGGGGGCCUUUUUACGAAAAGGUUAUUGGUCAUAAAGUGGUGCGAUGGAUUCUGAUGGUCAUAACGAUCUCUUUUGUCGUUGUAUCGAUUGUAUUCGCGGUACAACUUCAACCAGACGAUGAGCAGAUGAAGUCAUUUCCACCUUCUUGUUGUAAUGCUUUUCAUACCACUCCUGAAUCAAUCAAUGCCUGGCACUGGAUCAAAGUACAAGAGGUUCUUGUCAUCAACGCCAUUCGAGGUGUUUGCCUUGGCCUUGCACUUACAUUACCMAUCCUCAUUGUCAUGACAACCAAYUGGAUCGUCGCUCUCCUAUGCAUGUUAUCCAUCGCUUGCAUCRCUUUGGGAGUCAUAGGCAUCAUUCCAAUGGUUGGCUGGAAGCUAGGAGUCCUAGAGUCUCUGAACCUCACUCUCGUUGUUGGGCUGGCUGUGGAUUAUGUCGUGCACUUGGCCGAAGGUUACGUCACGUGCCCAUUCCAAUCAAGACAAGAGAAGGUCAAGCAUGCGCUUGAACAUGUUGGAAUCUCAGUGAUAUCAGGCGCUUGUACGACGCUUGGAGCUACAGCCUUCAUGUUUGCAGCCAAAAUACUCUUCUUCUUCCAGUUCGGGAUUUUUAUAUUCUGUACUAUUGGACUGUCUUUGGUCUUUUCUCUGUUCUUCUUCGUGACGUUGCUAGGAAUAUUGGGACCACAAGGAACAACUGGAUCUAUAAAACCCUGGUAUAGGUACAUAAAAAACAAGAUAAAAGGGGAAAAAGCUGGUGAUAUGCAAUGCACAAAGUGUGAUGGUAAAGGGUUCUACUCCUCAGAUAACCAGACUGGCCAAUCACAGAACAACAACCUCGAAAAGAGUGCACAUGCUUAA